This is a messenger RNA of Fukomys damarensis (Damara mole-rat), 5570 nucleotides long. It is a transcript of the gene Urb2, whose product is annotated as URB2 ribosome biogenesis homolog. The transcript is spliced from 10 exons. The record is from RefSeq and is a predicted model, not a curated record. Gene Ontology annotation, cellular component: nucleolus. NCBI's taxonomy places the organism in Eukaryota, Metazoa, Chordata, Mammalia, Rodentia, Bathyergidae. Bases 265 to 4809 code for a protein of 1514 amino acids. Gene Ontology annotation, biological process: ribosome biogenesis.
GCUGUCUUCUCUGGAUCCCUCUGUGCGCCGGCAGUGGCGGCUGGGACUCGGGGUUGCGGGCGGCUCGAGACACCCUUGUCCUGCGCUGGACAGCGCAGGGGACUGCCUGUCCUGCCGAGCUUGCGCGCUGAGUAGGGAUUCGCCGGGCAAGCGCUGGGCAUUUCGAGAGCUCGGUGAGAGCGAGGGACGCUUCUCUCGGGAUGUCUGCAUUUCUCCGGCAGCUGCGGGCUGAAAGUAAAUUCUGAAGGCAGAUAAAGUGUAGCAAUGGCUGCUGUUUAUUCUGGCAUUUCACUUAAGCUUAAAAGCAAGACAACUUCCUGGGAAGAUAAACUAAAACUAGCUCACUUUGCUUGGAUUUCCCACCAGUGCUUUCUUCCAAAUAAAGAACAAGUUUUACUUGAUUGGGCAAGACAGUCAUUGGUUGCCUUUUAUAAGAAAAAACUUGAACUGAAGGAAGAUAUUGUUGAAAGACUUUGGAUCUAUGUAGAUCACAUUCUACAUAGCAGAAAAUUGCAAACUCUCCUCAAGAAUGGAAAGACAAUUGACCUUCAGAUUUCUCUUGUCAAGAUGAUAAAUGAGAGAAUAUCUGAAUUCUCUCUCUCUGGAUCUGAAAGAAACAUGUGUGCUGUCCUGAACUGCUGCCAGGGCAUCCUCUCAACACCUUCCCUGGUUGUCAUCUACACGGCCAAACAGGAGCUGCUUGUGGCUUUGCUAAGUCACCUUUGCUGGUCAGCCUGCAGGCAGCCAGAAAGUGCAGUGACAGCCCAGCUAUUUGAGGUCAUUCACCUCGUCCUUAGCCAUUAUCUUUGUAUCCAGCAACAACAGGCCAACCCCCGACGUAUCUUCAUGGAUGUGACUGGACACCUGCUACCGCCCUGCCUUAUCCUGAGGCACUUGCUCUCUGGGGGCACAUGGACACAGAGCCAGCUGCAGCCGGUGCUAAGCCGGGAUGUUAGGAGUCAGAUUGAGGCCAUGCUUCGAGGUGGGAUUUUUCGGCCUGAUAUGCUCUCAUCAUACAAAGAAGAACUCUUGGACCAGCAGCAAAGUGACUCAAAGAUGGGCACCAUGAAGAGUCUUCUUGCUCCUCUGGACACUGUGGCUACCAGGCUGGUAAGUGCUGAUUUCUGUGAGCCACGCCUUCAUGCCUCUGUAGUGGCCAGCUCAGUGGCCCUGCUGUACAGGCUCUUUCUGGAUUCUUACCUCAAGGAAGGAAACCAGUUUCUCUGCUUUAAGGCUCUACCCAGGCUUUUUGGCUGCCUGCGAAUUUUACGCCUACAGGAGGAGCAACUGAAAAACUUGUCCACAUCUGAUUGGACCACGGAGCUCCUGGUUGUGGAGCAACUGCUAAACUUUGUGGCCAGCAACAACAUCUACAACGUGGCUGCUGACAGGAUCCGGCAUGAGGAGGAACAAUUCCACUUCUACCGGCGAUUGGCUGAGCUGCUGAUAAACCACUCACAGGCACCUGUGCCAGCCUGGUUUCGCUGCCUCAAGAUUUUGAUGUCUCUGAAUCAUUUGAUUCUGGAGCCAGACCUGGAUGACCUAUUGUCUUCAGCUUGGAUUGAUGCAGAAGUAAUGGAGUUUCGAACCAAGAAAGCCCAGGAGGUGCUUAUUGACACCCUCUUCCAAACAUAUGCCAAACUCCGACAGGUGCCACGGUUGUUUGAGGAAAUUUUGGGGGUGAUCUGCCGUCCAGCUGCUGAGACACUGAGGCAGCCUGUGCUGACUUCAGCCCCCUCCACAGUGCUCUCUGCCUGCCUCCUGGAACUGCCACCAAGUCAGAUCCUAGACACAUGGUUUCUUGUGCUAGAGAAGUUCCAGUCUGUAGUCCUGCCCUGCUUGCAGAGUGAUGUUGACAUGGCCCUAAAAUCUCUCUCCCUGAGCUCAUUGCUGCAUUGUAUCAUGUUUAACAUGCGGAGUCUAGACAGCAGCACACCAGUGCCCAUCAUCAGGCGGAUGCAAUGUGUAAUGAACAGGAUGCUGGGAAAUCUCGUGAAGCCUCUGCUGGCCCUUCUCCCCGGCUCCCCAGGCCCAAAGUCUGAGUUGUGGGUGCAGAAGGUGAGUGACUCUGCACUACUACUCUCUUACACCUGGAUGCAGGUGGACACCAUGCUCAGUUUGAACUGUGGCCAAUAUCACUCGGUGGCUGAGGACCUGACCAAGGAUGCUCUAAAGGUCUCAAACCUCCCUUCAUUGCUCCCAGGUUUGGAAGCACAGCAUUGGAGGAAGGUCGAGAAGUUUAUAGCUCAGUCCAACUCUCUCAGUAGUUAUUGCUUAAAACAGCUCUACCUGCAGAAAAUGAAAAGGACUUUACUGCAGGCUAAUCCCCUUUUGGAAGAAGUCCUCCAUACUUUGAGGUAUGAUGCUGCUUACAUUCUUGAUUCUGCCAAAGACAGCUUGAGUCAAAAGACAGUGGCUUCCUGGGAUGGGCAGGUGGGGACAGUGUGUGCAUCCACAUACCAUGUAGCACACUGGCACUUGAUUGUGUCCAACCUCACAAUUUUAAUACCCUACCUAUGUCUGGAUGAUAUAAGGUAUGUGGCCAGUGUCUUGUUAAGAACUUUAUCAACAAGCAAAGCCCAGGAAGGCUCAGUGGAUGAAGAACCAUAUAUCACACUUGAGAAUCUAUCCACAGCCCUUCUUCAUAGUCCUCUCUUUCCAGAGAUGCAGUCCCUCCAUUCCGCCUUCCUGAUGUGCAUAGUUGCAAGAUGUUCUAGCAUUCUGUGCUCUGGUGACCAGGAUUUUCUCAGUCAGCAGCUACCUUGGCUCUUUGAAAAGGACCACACAGUUUUGGCUCAUUGGGAAACCAGAUUUGCAAAAGUUGGACCUGAAAGUGCAGAACCAAGAAGAGAAAUUGCCCAGAGCUUACUUUCUCUGGUCAAGAGUGACUUCCUCAUCCGUUUGGAGGAAGAGCAGCUAGAAAGCCUCCUGGGGCUUUUGCAGGUCAUUUCCACUCUACACCUGGACAGUCUCUUACCACCCUAUCAUGUGCAUUAUUUUCUCUUGUUGCUGUCCAUGUCUAUUACCACAGUGGGCUGCUCCUGCCCCUCCUUGAGCCUCCAGUUCUUAGUGACUUGCUACCGGCUUCUCAGCUGCCUGCAGAGGGGAAAGAGUGCUCGCUCUGUGUUCAGGGUCCUGUAUGUUAGUGAUUUAUUUGAGAUUGUGCUGACCUCAUUGCUGCAAGCCAGUAAUAGACUCCUUGUGAAGGUAGAUGAUCCCCUGUGGCUGCUGCUUCUCCAAGUGAUGGGGACAUUUUUGGAGCAGCUGAUGCAAAUGCUCAUCCAGAUAAAGCUGAAUUUGGUGCUCAAUUUUGGGAAAAUCACUGCCUUCCUCUCAAGGUGCAAAUCGUACACUGAAGCAGCUUCUAGCAAGCAGUUGGAAAACCAGAUUCCUCUGAGCAGUCAGCUACUUUUGGUGGCCCUAACAAAAUUGUGCCAAGUCCUGGGGCCUUUUGUCAGAGAGCGGAGGCAGCCACAGGAGGCACCAGCGGUGCUGCCCGAGCUGCUGCAGCAGGCGUUGGAUGCUGCACUUCAGCUGUGUUCCACAUCAGGGGUUGGGGCCAGCUGCCUACCCUCUGCCCUCCUCCCUGCUGUCACCACACUCUUGGAAGUAGACCUGAGUCAGCACUGCAGGGACAGAGUGGCUGAGAUUACCCAGGUGACAGAUAGAACACUUCUGUCACAUGUGGCCCUCUACCAGGAUGUUUACAAACAACUACUAUCAGAGUUGCCAGUCCUUGCAGGGAACACUCAGUGUUUCCAGGCAGCCUUGCAGUUCCUAACUCUGUUCUUUUCAGCCCCAGAGCUCCAUCCCAAGAAGGGCUCCGUUUUUACCUCUGUGUUUCACUCUGUGAGAAGAGUUCUUACAGUUCCUGAAGUUCCUGCUCAAAUCAUUCAGGACUUGGAGCCUGACUUGGGAGCCCUUUUUGCCCAGAUGCUGGAGGCUGGGACAGCAGAGGACUUGGCACUGGUGAUGCGGUCUGUGCUCCAGGGGCUGGAUAUUGGCUGUGCAUGGAGGGCAGACCUGCAGGCUGUUUUGUCUGCUGUUAGGUUGCUGAAGCUGCUACUGAGCUGCCCACUCAGUGGAGAGAAAGCGAAUUUGUUGUGGCGUGCAUGCCCCCAGAUUAUCACGGCCCUGACGCUGCAGAACCGAGAGGCUUGUGAGGAGCAGCCUGUGGCCCUUGCACGGGUCAUACCUAUUCUCGAUGUCUUGGCUGCUCUGCUGCGGCAGGGGGAGAACGCCAUCAGCAACCCCCACCACGUCAGCCUGGCCUUCAGCAUCCUGCUGACCAUCCCCCUAGACCACCUGAGGCCACCAGAGUACGGCAGCAUCUUCUCAAGGAUGCACAACAUUCUCUUCUCCGUGCUGCAGUGUCAUCCCAAGGUGAUGCUGAAAGCCCUCCCAUCUUUCCUGAACUGUUUUAAUAGACUGGUGUUUUCAGUGAUGCACGAAGGGAGGCAGAAAGACAAAGGGAGCACUGAUGACCUGCCCAUGGUCCUUGAGUGUGCACGCUUGGUGGAGAGGAUGUACAGCCACAUUGCUGCACGAGCUGAGGAGUUUGCUGUGUUUUCCCCCUUUAUGGUGACCCAGUAUGUAACGGAGACACAGAAGGUGACCUUGUACCCAGCUGUGAAAGAUGUGCUGCAGGAGGGCAUUUACCUCAUCCUGGACCUGUGCACUGAGGCUAACAUCCAGUUCCUUCGGGCCUCACUGCAGCCUGGAGCGAGAGAUGUCUUUAAGGAUCUGCACAGUGACUAUGUGAAGUACCACAAGGCUAAGCAGGAAGGAGAGAGAAGAUACACCGCCUAGAUGAGCUGCAGCACUACCAAGGAGGAGCUGCGCAGUGUCUACCCAACAUACCACAAGACUGAGCAGGCCAAGAGGGAAGACACCAUCUAACCAGUUGUAGAAACACAUUAGGGCCACUCUUCCAAGGCUUUGGCAUGGUCUGAGAGCCUUGGAGUGUGAAGACCUUAGAUGCUCUGAUGCACGGAGCUGACACAUGUGGAAUGCCCUUUGGAUCUUAUAUAUUUUUAUAGCAUGUUUUUCUCACUAUUCCCUUAUUUAUUAAUUUUUUUUUUGUAAUCACUUUUUUUUAUGGUGGUAGGGAUAUAGCCAAGGACCUUGAGCCUGCUGAGCAUAUGCUUUACCACACCUGGCCCUUGUAUAUCUUUUUAUAAGUAAUGAUGAAUUAGAAUCCUGAAACUGGACCCUGGAAUGAGAAUUAUUGGCUCUUGCAACCCACCCUGCUUAGCUCUUGUCCUGGGUCAGGGGCUGGUGUCCCUCUCUCCUGGCUAAGAACAAUAUAGAACUUGGCACUUUGCUUCCAGUCUACAAUUAAAUCCUACUGUAAAUUCUCAAGGAGCACAAGAGGCAUUCUCACAGUGCCGCGUUUUUGCCUUUGCUGUGGGAUCCUCUGAUGGCGCUGGAGAUAGCUCCCUGGCUCUGGGGCAGCUGAAUGCUCUGGGCAGGUGGAUGCUCCUCCUUGCUCUCCUGCUUCAGUCUGUGAAUCUUGUUUUGGAAUUUUUUUCUCUUGGGUUUAAGAUAUAAUUUUAAUCAUUUAAUCAUUU